This is a messenger RNA of Chanos chanos (milkfish), 1008 nucleotides long. RefSeq names its product dehydrogenase/reductase SDR family member on chromosome X. Bases 22 to 1008 code for a protein of 328 amino acids. NCBI's taxonomy places the organism in Eukaryota, Metazoa, Chordata, Actinopteri, Gonorynchiformes, Chanidae. The record is from RefSeq and is a predicted model, not a curated record. The transcript is spliced from 7 exons.
AGUGGUAAAACCCCCGAAAACAUGUCGGUACUAGCAUACAUUCUGCCGCUGCUGAGGCUGUAUUUAAUCGGCGUAAAAGUUCUGCUACACCAGCUCCUAAACAGCGCCUUCACUUUGCCAGUUUUGCCCAGACAAAACGGGAGGGUUGCCAUAGUGACCGGGGGUUCCCGAGGCUUGGGAUACGAGACCGCCAGGCAGUUGGCAAGCCUUGGAAUGCACGUGAUCAUAGCCUCCAGUCACGAAGAGGAAGGACUGGCAGCAGUGAAGAGGAUCCAAGAGGAGAGUAAGGACAGAAAGGUUGAGUUUUUGAAGCUUGACCUCGCCUCCCUGGAGUCCAUACGGCAGUUUGCCCAGAACUUUAAGAAAAGGGGCAUUCAGCUACACGUCCUCAUCAACAAUGCGGCCGUUAUGCUGGUACCAGAGAAAAGAACAGAGGACGGCUUUGAAUCUCACUUCUGUGUCAAUUACCUGGGCCACUUCUUGUUGACUAACCUCCUGCUACACUGUCUGUGGGAUUCUGGGAAAGAUGACUUGUUUGCUCGGAUCAUCAACAUUUCGUCCUCCGCUCACUAUGUUGGUGACCUCACACUGGAGGACCUCCAAAGCACGCAGGGCUACAGUGCCCAUGCAGCGUACGCCCAGAGCAAACUGGCCCAGAUCCUGUUCACGUAUCGCCUGCAGCAGAUGCUUACAGCCUCAGCUGCUCCAGUGACGGUCAACGCCGUGGACCCGGGCAUGGUCGACACGGAUCUGUACCGCCAUCUCUGGAGCCCCGCGCGACUGGCCAAGAGACCUGUGGCCUGGCUUCUCUUCAGGACACCUGCCCAAGGAGCAGCGACUGGAGUUUAUGCAGCUGUGUCCCCAGAUAUGGAAGGCGUCGGAGGUUGCUACUUGCACAAUGGUCAACGGACGCAGUCUUCACUGGCCUCCUACGACGAAGUGCUGCAGGAGCGUCUGUGGAAAAAGAGCUGCCGUCUUCUUGGGCUUGGGGACUCCUGGUUAGCCUAG